CAUUGGGUUACCAAAAUAAUGUCAUGGGGGGCAAUCUGAUAAACAGAACGAAUAAAUGCAGCAAAGCGCUAUCUCUCGCUAAAUAUGUGUUGUAUUACGAUCAUCCAUGGAGGAAAUCUUGAGCUGAUCAGUGCCUUUAAAAGGUAGAAUGGAUUCCACGUCCGUGAGCCUUUGGGUUCGAGCCGAGCCAUUUGAUUGUGGAGCAAUUCAUGUUCCCUUGCCUCCAAAAUUAACUCUGCAUAAUUUGCAUAAGCUGUCAAUUUACUCCCGAAGUAAAGGAAAGGCAGGAUAUCCCAAGAUAAGCUUCUCUCUAUGGAAACAUGUGGCCUGCAAUAAACUGGGUUUGAAAGAGGACCAGGCAUGGAUGUAUUUUGAAACUUUUGACAUGCUGAGUGACUCCAGCUUUAAAAAUACUCAACUAUGGGCCAAGCAGAGUUCCCAGUGUCGAACUCAAGCAGAAAUAGCUCAGCUAAGGAACCAAGUGUCCGUGCACCUUCUACAGUUUGUCAUUUUUCUUUUUAUUCAACAAAUUCACAAGAUCUCUUUCAAAGCAUCUCUUGUCUCUGGUGCAGAAGAAUGGCCAAUCCACUCAAGAUCCCCAGACCUGGAUCAUAAAGGAUCUGUUGCUGUUAAGAGUCUGGAUGAACAUGAUCACUUGACAUUUGUCCUUCAUCACCUGAAUGAGAUCCUUGAGCUUCUUAUGGAACCAGAUUCUGGAGGAGGUGAUUCAGCCGUCACUGAAUCCCAUCUUACCCUUGAGGCUGUUGAUGCUCUUGGCUUUUUGUUUAUCGGGACUACAGAUGGAAAAAAAAUACAGCAGCUGCAAGACCUCAGUCGGUUGCAGUCUGAAGUAAACAGAAGUGGCUACUCUAAGCUAUGCCGGUCGUUUUCAUUUCGUCAGUUUCAAACCUGGCUUAGGUCUACUCUUCAAAUAAAUCCAUAUGGGGUAUCUGAAGUGUUAUCCCAGGGCAAACAUAAAGGAGAUCAAAGCAUCCUAAGUCUCAGUGACACAUUUGAAGAGCUAAGCAUUGCUAAGCACAGUGAGCAAUGUGCCAGUAAGGAAUCUUCUAUCAAAGGCCGUAUCAUGACAAAUGUCAAUUUUGCCCCAGCAGUGCAGCGUCUGGUCAUAAUGUCACAGAUUUGCAAGCAGACUGUCGCAAAAGCCAGCGACACUUAUGCAGGGAGCAAUCUCAAGAUACAUAGAUGCCAUUACUCUUACAUCUACGUCCUGUGUCCAUUAAGGUCUGUGACAAUCACAAAAUGUCAUGAUUCCACCAUUGUCCUGGGAUGUGUUAAUACUGCAGUGAAUAUCAUUGGUUGUCAAAACGUACUAUUUAUAAUGAUCUCCAACCAAGUCUCUAUGAGUGCAUGUUUAAACUGCUCCUUUCACCUAUGUACCCCCACGAGGCCCCUCAUCUUGACAGGCAAUGAAGGGCUCACUCUAGCACCCUACCACACCUUCUACCCCAAACUAGAAGAGCACUUAAAAAGUCCCUGGGGAGUGGCUACCUUCCCCAAUGAGUGGAACAACCCCCUAUUGUUAGGAAAUGGACAUUCUGAGUACCUAGAUGAUAGUUCCUGUCCCGAAGUGUACCGUGAAAUGCCUCUAGAAGAUUUCUUUACAUUCAAUAUUCCGUUCAACAUGAAGGGCUCAACUGAUGGUUCGCCAAUUCCUUUACCUGAGAAAUACGAAAAUGCUCUUCAGGAUAGAGAAAAUAUCAUCAGCGGUUGGUAUCAAACGGUAAAGGACGCAUCUCUUAACAAACCCCAGAGGGCUCAGUUGCAGGGAAUUGUACAAAAGCGUUUUCAGGAUUGGUUGACAGAGAGUGGUAAUGGAAGUCAGCUAAAUGGUUUGGUGCCUCCUCACUCGAGCAAGUCAAGUACCUCAGAUCAUAGCAAACAUUGACAAGUCAAGUACAUCAGAUCAUAGCGACCAUUGACAAGCUGAUCGUUAUGUUAAGCGUCAAGUCAAGUAUCUCAGAUCUCAGCGAACAUUCAAGUAGCUCAGAUCCCAGCGAAAAUGCUCUUCAAAAGCAGAUCGCUACGUUGGAGCUCAGAUAUCAGCGAGCCUUGAUUCCACUAGCUUAUCGCCACCUGAAGCGUACUUGGGUGAUUAAUUCGAGGAUACUACUAUGUCUGUAAUUCCUUCUCCACUACUGGGAACUUUAUACGUCGAGCUUGCCACUAAGGACAGAACAGAGAGCUGAGUAGCGGUGCUGUCGUCAGACUGUCAUACCGUCCAUUGUGACUCAGGGCGUAUUCCCCAUUAUGACUAGGGCGUGUUCCCUUUUCCCUUUAAUUGAAGGGCGUGAGGACCUGUACGCUAUUACGGCACGGCGUACCUGCGACUUAGGUUAAUCGCCGAACUCACGCUCAUUAGUUUCGAUAAAAUCCAUUACGGCUUCUGUCAGUUUAAAGCCUUGUUUUCAUGGCCUGGCCUAUACGUAGAUGGCUACGUAGAUGACCUAUACGUAGAUGGCUACGUAGAUGACCUAUACGUAGAUGGCUACGUAGAUGACCUAUACGUAGAUGGCUACGUAGAUGACCUAUACGUAGAUGGCUACGUAGAUGACCUAUACGUAGAUGGCUACGUAGAUGACCUAUACGUAGAUGGCUACGUAGAUGACCUAUACGUAGAUGGCUACGUAGAUUACCUAUACGUAGAUGGCUACGUAGAUGGCUUUCAAUCACACCUCAUAGCAAUGUGUUGACCAAUCAGAGGACAAAAAUUAUGGUCUGUUACAAAUUGAUUGACUUAGUUAGAAGUGGUUUUAGCAUUUUGAAAACCUUGGCGAUAGUCUUAGAAUACUCUAAAUCGCAGUGGCCACAAAUGCUAGAAACACAAGAGAUCACAUGGAAACAUUGGGGACCAUCGACGUGCCCCCGACGCCCUCCCCGAGGGUAAAAUACAAAACGAAUAAUUUUAGUGAUAAGUGCCGAAACACUUAACCAUCUUUUCAUUGUCCCAUUUUUGUAAAACGAAAAGUCUAGCAAACCAUGCGCAAAAUCUUGUUAUAGGGAACCCCCCCUUUCUACAGUUAGACUCGCGUGAACACGUUCUGUUGGAAAUAAAGGACUUAAAAAAAUAA
Molecule: messenger RNA, 3089 nt
Organism: Nematostella vectensis (starlet sea anemone)
Lineage: Eukaryota; Metazoa; Cnidaria; Anthozoa; Actiniaria; Edwardsiidae
Product: TBCC domain-containing protein 1
Exons: 19
Coding region: 149-1906 (585 amino acids)
Biological process (GO): maintenance of Golgi location; maintenance of centrosome location
Cellular component (GO): spindle pole centrosome
Source: RefSeq, a predicted model, not a curated record